Molecule: messenger RNA, 2118 nt
Organism: Centrocercus urophasianus (Greater sage-grouse)
Lineage: Eukaryota; Metazoa; Chordata; Aves; Galliformes; Phasianidae
Gene: N4BP2L1
Product: NEDD4 binding protein 2 like 1
Source: RefSeq, a predicted model, not a curated record
AUGCACGGUGUUGUGACCGGGAGGGGCCGGGCCGGACCCCACCAGCGCCCGCCUCCUCCUUCGGGGCCGGGCGCCGUGGUGCCGAGCCGCUCCGAGCCGAGCCGUAUGGAGGAGCAGCUGCUCCGCGCUCUGGGGGGGCUCAGCUUGCAGCCCCCGCCCCGCCGCUCCCCGCGGCGCUUCGGCAAAACGCUGGUGCUGCUGCGGGGUCUGCCGGGCUCCGGGAAGAGCACGCUGGCCAGACAGCUGAAAUGUGACUAUCCCAGCGCUGUAGUUCUUAGUACUGAUGACUUCUUUUCUAGAAAUGGUGUAUAUGUGUUUGACCCUGACUUCCUAGAGGAUGCACACAAAUGGAACCAGAAGAGAGCACGCAAAGCAAUGAAGAAUGGGAAAAGCCCGGUUAUUAUUGAUAAUACCAACAUCCAUGCUUGGGAAAUGAAGCCAUAUGUGAUGAUGGCACGUGAAUAUAGCUAUGAAGUUAUAUUCCGAGAGCCAGCUACGCCCUGGAAGUUCAAUGUUCGAGAACUGACCAGAAAAAAUAUCCAUGAUGUCCCUCGACAAAAGAUACAACAGAUGAAAGAACAAUAUGAGCAUUAUGUUACCUUCCACAGUGUUCUUCACUCUGAAAAACCAAGCAGAGAAGACCAGAGCUCCCCUGGACCAAAUGCAGCCUAUGGCCUGGGUGCCUGUGCCAACCCCCCUGCAGCCUUCUCAAGCAGAAGACCUCGCACGGCACAUACAAACAACCUGGUGUUUUACUGAAGAGGUGCAUUCCUCUGUGUGCUUUUGUUAUCAGGGUGUAACAAUCUCUAGUUUUACAUUUUUUUUUCUAAACUAUUUUAUUCUUCUAUUUUUCUACUACUUUUCUAAAUGAGACUUUUAUAUCUGAAGUCAUUAAGUGUCACUCCAAUCUGAGUGAUCCAAGACCACUGUCCCUUGCACAAACUGGACAACCUCAUCUCUUCCUUUACUGCAAUGCAUUCAUGCUCAUGGCAAAAUGUGUUACUGGCUGAGCCUCACAUUUGUUUUUCCUUCAUUGCUCUUUCACUUACAGAUAACACCAAACAUUCCUAGAUUCUUACAGACUGUGUGGCCAAUUCCUUCCCUGUGCAGUGGUCACCUCCUGCUAUUCUACUACUUUAUGAUUUUAUGCAUCUUCCCACUCCUUGUCUGGAGCAUUGCUUCUAGCUUUGAGAGAGGUACAAGCGCUAAGAUACUAAGAUUUGAUCUUCCGCCUCUUUACAUCUGCUGCCUGGAGUUAUGCUGUUCUUACCUUAGCUCUAAUGCACCCAAACAGCAUCUCCAGCAUCAAGGAGAAAAACACACCAAACUGUGCCUUUAAUCUUGCAGAGAGUGGACUGCCAGAGGAAGCAAUCCUGAAGGGAACACAGGUGUUAGGUGAGCACUCAUUAAACUUUGAGAAGGAACAGCACUACAGAAACAGCUCUAAAUAGCUGUAGCACAAGGCUACCAAGUACCUGACCUUGGAAGUACAAACUGCAUUAAGUAACAACUUAAGAAAGGGCACAGAGGGAGAGCGGAAGGGAAAAGUGUUUCUAAGGGAGAAAUUAACUCCUUCCACUAUGAAGUGGCUGAAUGAGAAGCAGAAGCCAUCCUGCAAGAGUUUUAUCUGUAUUUUUAAACCCUACUCAUAUGUGCUUAUCAAGAAGCCUCAUGAAAUGAGAUGCUAAAACUCAGCUUUAGUGAUGUCAGUUUUUUAAAGUAGGUACAGAACAUCAGAAAGCAGUAAUAGAGCAGGGUGGUAGCAAGCAAGCUGCUUUGCAGUAGGAAAUGAAGGCAGCUCACCCUGGACAAUAGGAGACACGGGGGUAGCUAUGAUUCAUCUAGCAGUUCAUGGUCAGAGAAGCAUAAGGUGUAAAGGAACACAUUAUGCCUGUGUAAGAGCAAGGCUGCCUGUAGACUCUGUAUCUAUUACUAAUACUUUUCUAUGUCAUUCUGCUAUGAAUCAAACUUCCAUCAUUACGGCUGCUUUCUAAAACCUUUUUAAGAACUAUAAAGAAAGUUUUAAGGAAAAAGGUACAGAAUUACGCCAGAAUUGCAGAGGGAUAUUUCAGAAUAAAACUGCUGUGAUUGGUUACAAUAAACUUGGAGAAUUGUUAA